This is a messenger RNA of Cavenderia fasciculata, 357 nucleotides long. It is a transcript of the gene rps26, whose product is annotated as 40S ribosomal protein S26. The transcript has 2 exons. Gene Ontology annotation, cellular component: ribosome; cytosolic small ribosomal subunit. Lineage: Eukaryota; Evosea; Eumycetozoa; Acytosteliales; Cavenderiaceae. The record is from RefSeq and is a predicted model, not a curated record. Bases 1 to 357 code for a protein of 118 amino acids. Gene Ontology annotation, molecular function: mRNA binding; structural constituent of ribosome. Gene Ontology annotation, biological process: translation.
AUGACUCAAAAGAGACGUAAUCACGGUAGAUCCAAGCACGGACGUGGACAUGUCCAAUUCAUCCGUUGCACCAACUGUGCUAGAUGUGUUCCAAAGGACAAGGCUGUAAAGAGAUUCUACAUUCGUCCAAUCGUUGAAAACGCUGCUGUCAAGGAUAUUUCUGAUGUCGGUGUCUUCACUGCCAAGGGAUACAAGUUCCCAAGAACUUACAUCAAGUCCCAAUACUGUAUCUCCUGUGCUAUUCACUCUCACAUCGUCCGUGUUCGUUCAGUCGAAGAUCGUAAGAUCCGUACUCGUCCACAAAGACCAGGUAUGAAGACCAUCGGUGGAAAGCCAAUCAAGCCAACCAACAACUAA